ACCGACAAGAAAUUGUGGAGUAUGGAACCGGUACGGCGGUGACACAUCACUCGGACUGCCCUGGGCACCAAUAUGGGAGUACGAAGACAUCAAGAUAAUGAUAAGUGGGCUAGGGUUGCGGUAAGUCUGGGUUAGGGUUGACUUCUAUUGGAAGUCGAUACGAAUUCGGCGGCUCUGUUUGACGCGUCAAACCUCAAUUUAUCGCGUCUUCAUCGUCGCCAGUCGCCUGCCCGGGCAAUUCCUAGCAUCUGACCAAUGUAACGUCCGCAAUGGCAGCAUUUGUUCCCUAUACGUACUUUCAAUGCCCUUGCUCCGACUCUUCGACUCUUGCGCAGUCUUCGGGUUCAAACUCUCCGUCAUCCGCCCAUCCCGACCCUGACGACGGCGGCAUUGACGACGAUAGCGAUCGAGCCUUUGAUCCUCGUGCGCCACGGUCAAACUACAGCCUGUACCCGCUGGAAUAUCUUCUGUACUGCGAGGACUGUCACCAGAUCCGCUGUCCACGCUGUGUCGCUGAAGAAAUUGUCACGUAUUAUUGUCCAAACUGCCUGUUUGAGGUGCCAAGCAGCAACCUCAAGAGCGAAGGGAACAGGUGCACCCGGAGUUGCUUUCAGUGCCCAAUAUGCAUCGGCCCCCUCGCCGUGACAAGCAUCGAGACGAAGCCUGACCCGAACCUCCUUGCCGCUCCUGACAGCGCGUCGCACUCUGGCCCAUACGCACUCACCUGCUCUUAUUGCAACUGGACAUCCACCGAGGUUGGCAUCAAAUUCGAGAAGCCGAACAGUAUACACGCUCAGCUGGCAAAGCUACGAAAUGGAGGGACCUCGAGGUUAACAGCUAAGGAACGAAAGGAGCGGCGGAAGGAUCCAGCAUAUACUUCCCAGCGAGCGGCAGCCGGAAGUGAACGCGAAUCCAGCGACUGGCAAGAAGAUCUGGACUUAGAGACGCAGUUCGCAAACCUCAAGUUAUUCUACCAGAGCCAGCUAGCAGACCCGAACUCUGCAGACCAUGGCCUCUCAUCGCUGGGCGAUCUCGGCUUCUCAUCGCCAAGCUCACUCUCACGCAUAAUGAGCAUAUACACCGGCGGCAGCUUGCAUGACAAGAAGGCCAAGUCACGGGUCGGCGCCAUGCGAGAAGCCCUAGAAAGCGACGAGGGCCUGCAGCUCGCCGACCUAGACGAGUCGGCCGCCAUCUCGAGGCUUCGCCAAGAAGGCUACGACGGCACCGCCUCAACCGAGCAACUCCUUGAACAACCACCAAACCUAGGCGAGGAACAUCUCCACGGCCGCGCCCGCUUCACCGCCGAGCUCCGCCCCAUCCCCUACCUGCUCCGUACCAAACGCUCCAAGCGCUGCCCCGUCUGCCGCCACAUCAUCAGCAAGCCCGAGGCCAAGAUGCAGACAACACGCUUCCGCAUCCGCCUCGUAGCGGGCAGCUACAUACCCAGCAUCGCCAUCCGGCCCUUAUCGUUAUCCGGCGCCGGCGGGAGCUUCAGCUCCAGCAGCACAACAACCGUCCCGGGGGCUCCCCUGGAGCCGCUCAAGCCCGCCCACUUCCUGCUCACCUUCAAAAACCCCAUCUUUGAAACCGUCAAGGUCACGCUGGGCACCCCCGCGCGCACGCCGGGGCGGUUCGCUAGCAAGGUCACGGUGCUGUGCCCUGUCUUUGAAAUCGGCGCCAACACGGACGUGUGGGACGAGGCGCUUAAGGACAGCAGCGGCAGCGAUCGCGACGGCAGGCGGCGCCGCGGCAAGGGUGAUGAAGGAGGAGGAGGCGGCAGCGGCGGCGGCGGUUUGACCAACCAGAUCGAGGUGGGCAAGAUCUGGGAACGCGGCCGUAAUUGGGUAAGUAUUGUUGUUGAAGUGAUGCCGGCGUCGUUGCACCUCCGUGAGGACGAGGGUGACCUCCCGCUUCGUGAGGAAGAGGACGUGCUGGAGAUACCCAUGUUUGUGCGCGUCGAGUGGGAAGCUGAUGUUGGUGGCGACGAGGUCGGCUCGGCUGCCCAUGGUAGGGAUAGUAAGGAGGCGAGGGAGAAGCGGGAGUUGGCGUACUGGUGUGUACUGGGAUUGGGUAAGAUUAGGCGGUCGUGACGGUCUUGGUGUUGUUUCGCAGUGGGAUCAGUUUUCGCGUCGGCAGAACUGAAAGGUGUAGUUUUGAUACCCCGAAAUGAACUUGAUGAG
Messenger RNA from Canariomyces notabilis, 2180 nucleotides. RefSeq lists its product as uncharacterized. Gene Ontology annotation, cellular component: dynactin complex. The record is from RefSeq and is a predicted model, not a curated record. Bases 270 to 2090 code for a protein of 606 amino acids. The transcript has 2 exons. NCBI's taxonomy places the organism in Eukaryota, Fungi, Ascomycota, Sordariomycetes, Sordariales, Chaetomiaceae.